AUGUGGGUGAAUUGCAUUUUGAGGUCUGGGUUGCUGUUUGUCACUCUGUCUCUUGCCAUUGCCAAGCACAAGCAAUCUUCCUUCGCCGCAAGUUGCUACCCAAGGGGAACACUGUCCCAAGCUGUUGAUACGCUCUAUGUCAAGGCAGCAAGGCUCAAAGCAACAAUUCCAGAAGAUCAUGUAAAAAAAGUACAGUUAUUAAAAAAGAAAACAAAAAAGCUGUUUAUGAAAAACUUAUAGAAAAGAUUCCAAGAACAACUACUGUCCUUUUUCAUGGAAGAUGUUUUUGGUCAACUCCAAUUACACGUUUGCAAGGAAAUACACUUUGUGGAAGACUUUCACAGCCUUAGGCAGAAAUUGAGCCACUGUAUUUCCUGUGCUUCAUCAGCUAGAGAAAUGAAAUCCAUUACCAGGAUGAAAAGAAAAUUUUAUGAGAUUGGAAAGAAAGGAAUCUACAAAGCCAUCAGUGAACUGGAUAUUCUUCUUUCCUGGAUUAAACAUUUCCUGGAAAGCAUUAAGUAA
Messenger RNA from Mesoplodon densirostris (Blainville's beaked whale), 522 nucleotides. It is a transcript of the gene IL26, whose product is annotated as interleukin 26. The record is from RefSeq and is a predicted model, not a curated record. Lineage: Eukaryota; Metazoa; Chordata; Mammalia; Artiodactyla; Ziphiidae.